GGACUCCACAGGGAGGCUGGCAGGCUGCAGAGCGGGUGUGUGCACCACGGGGCCAUGGAACCGCCCGCAGGGCCGGUGCUCUACCAAAAGCUGCUUCUCUGGGACCCCAGCUUGGGGUCUGAGGACGACGAGGAGGAGGAGACAUCAGAGCUGGUCGCUCCUGACACCCGGAGGCCCCACGACUCCUUGGGGAACAAGUUUGGCGGGCUGCCCGGGGUCUGGGCCCGCCUCGGGGCCGCCCUGCUGCUGCUGGCCGUUGCCUUCUCCCUGGCCGCGAGGCAGCUCUACACCGGGGGUGACCCUACGGCAAGCCUGGGCUCAGCAGCCGCCCGGCCCGGCGGGCACCCCCACCACCCCGGCGUGUACCACCACAGUGCCAUCGUCAGCCCUGCAGGUCAGAGCUGGGGGGCUGCUCCAGGGAGGGGAGGGCCCGGGGCCCUGGCCCCUGGCCACUCCCCAAACAGUGUCUUCCUGGCUGUAGCCACCUGCUCCCACCUGGGCCGAGAGCUGCUUGCCGCGGGCGGCAACGUCGUGGACGCAGGAGUGGGAGGAGCUUUGUGUCUGGCCGUGGUGCACCCCCAUGCCACAGGUCUAGGUGCCAUGUUCUGGGGUCUCUUCUACAACAGCACCUCGCGCAGUUCAACUGCCCUGACGUCCGGCCCGGCCCAGACCCUGGGCCCCGGCCUGGGGCUGCCGACCGCUCUGUCCACCCUGCACUUGCUGCACACGCACUUUGGCCACCUGCCCUGGCCGCGACUGCUGGUGGGCCCCGCCACGCUGGCUCGAGAGGGCUUCCUGGUGGACACAGCCCUGGCCGCGGCUCUGGCAGCCCGGGGCACAAAGGGCCUCUGUCCACUACUGUGCCACGCCGAUGGGACGCCCCUGGGCCCCGGGGCCCGAGCCACCAACCCCAAACUGGCAGCUGUCCUGCUCAGAGCAGCCCUUGCCCCCACCCCAGACCUUGCUGGGGACGCCCUGCUGAGCCUGCUGGUCAGAGACCUGGGGCUGCAGGGGCCCUCAUCGGGGCCCACGCCCGCCCUGGAGGCUGCACUGCAGCUAGCCGUGCCCCAGGGCAUCCUGUCCACCACCCCCAGCCCCUCGGCUGGUCCAGAGCUGCUGACAGUGCUGGAGGCAGCCCUGCGCUCCGGAGGGCCCAGCCCCGACCCCUGCCCAGCGCCCCUGCAAGCUCCCGUGACCCCUGUGGGCAGUGUCCUGGCCACCAUAGACAGCAGUGGCUCUGUGCUCCUCCUCGCCUCCUCACUCAACAGCUCCUUUGGCUCCGGACACCUGUCCCCGAGCACUGGGGUGCUACUUAGCAACCUGGUGGCCAAGCCAACAGCCAGUGCCUGGGCCUGCCCUCUCAUCCUCCAUGGCAGUGCGGAUGACACAGAGGCUGAUGUGUUGGGGCUGGUGGCUUCGGGAACCCCGGCAGUGGCCAGAGUCAUGACUCAUGCCUUGCUCAGUCACCUGGCUGUGCCCCAAACCCAGGCCCAGCCCCAGCAUCAGCAGGGACCGACACCGAGCACUAGUGUUUGUGGCCAAGGGAUCCUGCUCCAGGUGGCUGCUCAGGCAGAGCACGCCCACGUCUCCAGUGUCCCCAGUAGCUGCUGCACCUUCCAGGGGUUCUAA
Mirounga angustirostris (Northern elephant seal) is the source of this 1629-nucleotide messenger RNA. It is a transcript of the gene GGT6, whose product is annotated as gamma-glutamyltransferase 6. Lineage: Eukaryota; Metazoa; Chordata; Mammalia; Carnivora; Phocidae. The transcript is spliced from 3 exons. Bases 55 to 1629 code for a protein of 524 amino acids. Gene Ontology annotation, cellular component: extracellular exosome. The record is from RefSeq and is a predicted model, not a curated record.